Harpegnathos saltator (Jerdon's jumping ant) is the source of this 1165-nucleotide messenger RNA. RefSeq names its product Myb-interacting protein 40 (gene mip40). The transcript has 7 exons. Bases 221 to 991 code for a protein of 256 amino acids. The record is from RefSeq and is a predicted model, not a curated record. Gene Ontology annotation, biological process: negative regulation of transcription by RNA polymerase II. Gene Ontology annotation, cellular component: transcription repressor complex; Myb complex. Lineage: Eukaryota; Metazoa; Arthropoda; Insecta; Hymenoptera; Formicidae.
UUUUUAGCCAAACUAAAUUGCACUUUUUGACAUUAAAGUAAAAAUAUAUAAACUUGUGUUGAAAAAAGGACGAAGCUUUAAUACAGCACUAUAGCUCAGCUAAAAACAACCUUUUGUAAAAAAAGACCUUUUGUUUCAUUCAAAUUUAUUGCACUAAUGUGUGCACCAGUUCAGGAAGUUUUGCGAAGGAGAACAGGCUAAGUGAUUGUUUUGGAAAGAGAUGGGGAAAAAAAGAAAUAUUCAACCUCCACCAAUAAUGCCAGGGCGAGUGAAAGUGGAAAUAAAAGAUGAAAUAGGGGACAGUGAUGUACUUGUAGCAAGAGAUCGAUUAAAAGGUGCUCUCCGUGAAUUACUACAACACAGUGAUACAGGUUCUUCAGCAGAUUCGAGCGAAGAAAGUUCUGCUCAUGAUUAUAAACAAAUGAAGAAAACGACAAAGACUAUGAAUUUUCAACAACCACGGAAAAUCAGGCGUCGCCGUCAGAUACAAGCUGACACACCAUUUCAUCAUACAUAUGUGAUGAAAUUAUUUGAUCGUAGUGUUGAUUUAGCUCAAUUUCAAGAAGAUACUCCACUUUAUCCCAUAUGUCGUGCUUGGAUGGCCAAUCAACCAAGAAAUCCGAACUUGGUUCCUAAAGUACGCAGUCCAAGCCCAGAAAUAGUGAAUGAAGUUAACAUAGGGAAUAAUUUAUUUGGAAUAAAUGGAGAGUUGAAUGAUGUCCAUUAUUUACCACUACCUUUGCCCUGUGAAGAGGCUAUACCAAAAAAUCGUAUUCCAUCUCCUGUACUUGGGGAGAAGGAGGAACUGAACUUAGAUUAUGACGGACAUACUCUCAAAUCGCGAGAGACACUAAUGAAGGAGCAUACUGCACGGUGGAAUACUAUUCGCAAAAAGUGGCAUCAGCAAGCGCAUAAGAAUGAACUACGUUUUAUAGAAAGCGCUAAUAUACUCAGCACCAUUUUUAAAAAGGCACAGUCAGAAUUUGAAUAGUAGAGACGAAAGAGUAGCAUUCCUGCAACUGCUGAUUCUUUCGCCGCUGGUAGUUUUUAUUAUGUCAUCAAGGAGUAACUUCUUAUUUGCUAUUUUUCUAUACGGUUGCUUAUCGGUGAAUAUAUAUAUGUAAGAGAUGAUGAUAUAUGUUGCACAUGUGUGUAUAUAUAUAUA